Molecule: messenger RNA, 1551 nt
Organism: Naegleria gruberi
Lineage: Eukaryota; Heterolobosea; Eutetramitea; Acrasida; Naegleriidae
Exons: 1
Coding region: 1-1551 (516 amino acids)
Source: RefSeq, a predicted model, not a curated record
AUGCUUUUAAAUGAUCCACCAUCAUAUAGCAAGCCGUCUACUUUUGAAUUGAAGAGGGCAAUAAGUUAUUCUUCAAUUCAAUCACCAAAUAAUUAUGAAAAUGAUGAAGGAAGUGUUUUUGUGGAGAAUGAAAAUGUAUUCGAAAGUCAACCGAGGAUACUAUUUGAGGAUGAAAGGAUAGAAGAUCAAUUACCAGCAGGUAUAGAGGAAAUUCGGGACGAAACCAAUCAUGUUGAUGAUUUGGCUCGUUCACUAUCAAAAAAACAAAUCAAUUGUUGUUCGAAACGUUUCGGAUUAAUUCCAUUACUUGCCACCAUGGCCAUGUUCAUCAAUAUUUUGUUUCUACUCAUCAUUGCCCUCGCCAUCAUUGUCCCAUCACGAAUAGCCGAAUUUGUUCCCAUUAAGGAACUACUCAUUAGUCGAUAUUCAGUUAAAUCUUCUUUCGUCUAUUUACGAGACAUGUUAGAAUUGAGUGCUCUUAAUAAUAGUUUGGAAACGAUUAAUUAUUCAGAUUUUUGUGAUAUGCUUAAUUAUACACUGCUUGAUUAUAAUCAAUCGGUUUUUAAAAUGAUUUCCUUAAUACCUGACAGUUAUGAACAUUCGUUUAUGGGAAAUUCGAAUGGUGAGGAAGUGUUUCUGCCACUUUAUCAGAAUUGGACAGAAAUGAUUGGGUUGUUUUGUAAGCUGAGUAAUUAUACUUCAAAUUAUACGAAAUUGGAUGAAUUUUAUCAACAAUUUAAUGUUUACAAUGUCAAAUAUUAUAAUGGAACAUUUAAAUAUGAAAUGGAACUAUUCGAAACAAAGUUUUUUGAGAUAUUGGAGGAUAUUUACUUGUUGUGCAAUAGAAUUGAUGAGUUUACCAUAGCGAGUGGAAUUUCAGUGUUGGUCUUGUCGUGUCUGGCUUGUGUGAUUGUUAUUCCUGUUGGAAUAUUAGUUUAUUUAAUGUUGGGACGAAAGUUGAUACGAAAUGAGAAGAAAGUUAGGAUUGAGAGUACUAAUAUAUUGAAGGAUACGAUGGCUGAUAUUGGAAUGCGAGAUGAAUUUAAAACAUUUUGUAAAAAGGCAAAGGUUGGAAUUCCAUUUUCAAUUUUGGAAAGAAUUCAAUAUUUUAAAGAAUUUUGUAAAGAUUCAAUAGAUUGUCAGCUCAAAUUAUAUGAAAUUACAAAGGAGUUUGUAGCGGAAAAGUCUUUGGCUAAAGGAGCAGACAUUUAUAUUCAGCAAGUUUCGAAUGAACUUGAAAAGAAACUUUCCCAUCUAGAACGAAUCAAAUACGAAAUCAUUUUUGAAAUUCAUGAUUCCAUUCAAUCAGAAUCUGUUUAUCUUGGUAGUAUGGAAUGGAUUAUCCACCAAAUCGAUCUCUAUAACAAUAGACAAGGCUCAUACGAAACUGUGGACAUUCUCCAUUCAAAAAUUUUGGAUAAUCUCGAAAAGGAAAUAUCGGAUAUUCUUUCUCUAACUCAUUUUCAAUUCAAAUCAACACUUGCUUUGAAUAUGAACACUACUUCUCCAAAUUCUCCUCAAUCUCCAACAAGUGAUCUUCCUUUCAUUUAA